AUGUCCAUGCUGUACAUCCAACCGGCGACUACGACGACGAGCGUGACCGGCAACGGCGGCAGCUGUAUCGUUACGAGCUCCGCACAGGCGCACCCGGUCGUCCAGGCCCAAUCGCCGCAGCACCAACAACCCCAACAGAUCGCUCCGGCCUUCGACCAUCAGAUCUUACUCCAGGGUAUUGCUCAAAGCAGUUCAACCCAAAUCCCAGCACAAUUGUUUACUAUUCGAAGACAAGUCAAUCCAGUAACUUCACCAUCUGCAUCUCAGGCUGAGAAAAAUAUUUUAAUACGCAAGACAAAUGCCUCCAAUGCCCAGAUAAUGCCAAUUGGUAUUUCAGAAGCUCAGGCUCAAAAUCAAGCUGGAAAUAAACCAAAAGUGACUUAUCUACACACCAUUAUAAAACCCAAACCACAAGAUUCAGUACUUCUGUCUCCAGCAGGGCCCCUAAAUGCAGCUCAGAACAUAAAGCAAAAAGUGGUAUUUGCUCCAGUGUAUUCACAAAUACCGACAAGCAGCACCUCGAGUAGCUUACAAAGUCCACCUCCUAAACAUAUGACUAAUCUUUUAUUGCCAGUCAGCAUCAAUCAGCCGAGUAUCCCAGCUGCCUCUAAGCAAAAUAUAAAUAUAAAAUCAAAUUUUACUUUAAAAUUGAAUAAUGGGCAGGCCAGCAAUGAACCAAAAAAUGCAAUAACAGUUUUACGUGAAUCCAAAACAUCAAACGGCACGACGAACCCACCGCCGCUUCAUCCGAUCGCAAAUAUGAGUUUGAUUAACGCAUCGAAAACCGGCCACAGUUCUACUGAUGGUGUAAAAAUCAACGAAAACCCGGAUUCUGCCGUGAUCACGCCGAUCCCGAAGAAAGACGAAUCAAUCUCCAAUUCUUCUGAGAAGCGAAAGAGACCGACCAGCAAUAUCCUACGCAGCGAGAAACGCAUGAGAAAACAGAGCUUUACCAAGACCAACCAGGAUCUUAACGUAGUCGACGUGUCCAACUAUGCUCUAAAUAGUUCAGAGUCCGAGCACGAGAAGGACAAAAGAAAGGACAAAGAAAGUGACGACGAUAUCACGCUGAUUAAAGUUGUUCCUAGCGAAGAUAAGCGGAUGAAACGUCUCUCGAUGUCCGAUGAAGUUAAGAUCGAAGUUGUUAGGGGAUUAAAUCGAAACGGAGUCGAAGUGAUAGAGAAAAUCGAAAGAGUAAAUGGAAAGAGCAGUAGCGAUGAUGCUAGAGACCAAAAGAAGAGCGACAUUACGUAUCCAGAAGAAACUUCUCAGAUUUUGCACUGGGACGAUGGUAUUGGCACCUUGAUUGGAACUUCGCUUAAGUUUCGUAUGAAUGAAUUUGGAUAUGUACAAUGUUUGGAGGAUGACAAAAAAGGCAAAAGCAAAAAUUUUGGUGACAAAGAAAAUGUUUACUUGACCCAGAAUUCCAAGUCGGGCACGUCAACGAUAGUUAAAACGGAGGAAAGUAAGUCGCAAAAUCCCACGCAGGACGACAAAACUUUUUGUCAUUGUCAAGGCUGCGGUUGCCACGGACCGAUUUCUGACUUUUACAAUCACGUUGCCUGCAGUUCAGACUGUGCUCAGUAUAUCGAAAUGAAGCAGCAAAAAAUACGCAAAGACAAGGAAUCGAAGCAAGAGAUACGUGCUAAGAAAAAACGCAAAAAGUUGCUCGAGCAAGCUUCAAAGGAAGAAGAAGAGAAGGCAGCAAAAGUAUCUAAUUCAAAGUUAAAAUAUUCACACGAGAAGUUAAGAGACAGCGAUGAAAAGUUUGAUAAAUUUCAUAUGAAAGAAAAGUCCAUAUCUGAUGAAGAUACAAAAGAUACAAACACAUCUAUGAUAGAUGAAGAAAGCCCAGAAGAAUCUGAAGCCAAGUAUCCCUGGCUGACUGGAAAGAACAAAUUCUCGUGGUUAAAGUACCUGGAAUUCACCAAGGCCAAAGCGGCACCUACAAAAUUGUUCAAAGAUGCUUUUCCUGAGGGAAAAAACAACUUUAAAGUGGGAAUGAAAUUAGAAGGCAUAGAUCCCAAUCAUCCAUCAGAUUACUGCGUCUUGUCAAUCGCCGAAGUAAUUGGUUACCGUAUUCGGCUUCACUUUGACGGCUAUCCCGAAAAUUUUGAUUUUUGGGUUAAUGCUGAUUGUAUGGAUAUAUUUCCAGUCGGCUGGGCUGAAAAAAAUGGUCGGCAGAUACAUCCUCCAAAAGGAUAUAAUCAAAGUAACUUUAAUUGGAACACUUAUCUUAAAACUUGCAAAGCCCAAGCAGCUCCAAAGACUAUGUUUGCCAACAAAAACGCAACGGUUCUUACUGGUUUUCGCGUUGGUAUGAAGCUCGAGGCUGUAGAUCGCAAGCACUCAUCUCUUGUGUGCGUGGCAAGUGUAGCCGAUGUUUUAGAUUCGAGGAUACUUGUACACUUUGACUCUUGGGACGAUAUAUACGACUAUUGGGCGGAUGUCAGCUCUCCUUAUAUCCACCCAGUUGGUUGGUGCCACCAUAAUGGUCGGAGCUUGACACCACCUAAUUAUUAUAAAGACGCCAAAGCAUUUUCGUGGGACGAGUAUUUAAAGUCCACCAAUUCCAUUGCGGCGCCAGCCAGAGCGUUCAAACAACGAACGCCCUGUGGAUUUAAACGUGGCAUGAAGCUUGAAGCCGUCGACAAGAGACUGCCUCAGCUUAUCCGUGUAACCACUGUUGAAGAUGUCAAGGAUCACUUGUUGAAAAUCAGGUUUGAUGGUUGGCCCGAAAGUCAUGGCUAUUGGGUCGAUGAUGACUCGCCGGAUAUCCAUCCUAUGGGAUGGUGCUCCAAGACUGGCCACCCAUUAGAGCCUCCAAUAACUCAAGACAAUCUCACUAAUCGUCCGGAAUGUGGUACCUUUGGCUGUCGAGGCAUUGGACACGUAAAAGGUCCCAAGUUUGCAACACAUAAUUCAGCAUCAGGUUGCCCCUACUCACCUCAGAAUGUUGCCAGACCUAAGACGAUGAAGGACAGACUGAAUAUUAAACAUGAAGUAAAUGAUUUCGAGGAUGAAGGUAACGUGGAAAGAAAUAGGUUUGAAAAAGUAGAGAGAAACAAGUCGGAAAGAUUGGAAAAACGGUUCCCAUCAUUUGAAGAGAAGCUUAUUAAAACUGAAAAUAUUAAACAAGAAGUCGACUAUAUGUCGGAUAAAAACGAAAAACUGUACAUAACUGACAGAUUCAGGAACAAAUGGCAUAAUAAUAGCGAUGGUCAAUCUGACGAGGAAGAAUGCACCAGGAAACGAAAGAAAAGGAAAAAUAAAAACGAAUCCAAUAAUCUUUCUUUUCUCAACUCAAGCAACGACAGUCGAGCCUAUGCUUUAAAUAUACCGGAAAAACAAUUCAGAACAGAAAUAUAUCAGUCUGUGUACCAUCCAGGGUACAAUCCUACUCCGCCAGAUACACAGCAGUUGUGGGCAAAGCACAGCGGUGCAUUAAACAAAGUAGUUGCAAAACAGACUACUAAUCCACUGAGAUGGUCCAAUGAGGAGGUUGUCAAGUUUGUUCAGAGUUUGCCCAACUGCAAAGACCUUGGAAAUAUUUUUAGACAGCACAAUGUUGAUGGCGAUGCAUUCAUGGCUCUAUCACAAGACGAUCUGGUAUCUCAUAUUGGAUUAAAACUUGGACCUGCCAUUAAAGUAUACAACAGUAUUUAUCUAUUGCGCAAGAAAGUUACGUGAAAGGUUUAUAUUAGUAAUAGGUUUAUGGACUUUAAUAGUAUUGUCAAAGUGAUGAGCAAAAAAAGAUUUUUACACAACGCUGACGAAAGGUUAUUUUUUAUUUUUCUUUUUUUUUAAAGUACCGUUUGUUGGAGUACCGUAUGAUUUUUUUUUUUUUUUUUUAAUAUUAAGGACAUUUAUACUGUCCUUGAAAAGUCAGUAAUUGUAAAUCAAUCAUGGACUCAAGUGUCAUAAGUUAUAUACAUACAUGUUGUGAUUUCGUAUAAGAGUGCGUACUUGUAAUUUCGUUUCUUCAUUACUUUUGUUGAAGCCAAAACAUACAGGAUCAUGUACAUAUGUAAAUAUGUUGCAUAAAUAAUUAUUUUAAGUUU
Messenger RNA from Copidosoma floridanum, 4061 nucleotides. RefSeq names its product lethal (3) malignant brain tumor (gene l(3)mbt). Gene Ontology annotation, biological process: negative regulation of DNA-templated transcription. Gene Ontology annotation, molecular function: histone binding; chromatin binding; zinc ion binding. The record is from RefSeq and is a predicted model, not a curated record. NCBI's taxonomy places the organism in Eukaryota, Metazoa, Arthropoda, Insecta, Hymenoptera, Encyrtidae. Gene Ontology annotation, cellular component: nucleus.